GACCAUGUUCUCGGUGAGUGAUGCUGAGGGCGCGGUCGUGUAGACAAGCUUUGCCUUCUUCAUCGGGGAUGCUGAUUCCCGCUGCGGCAGCGUGACGCUUGUGGCGCAUGAACACUUCCGCCUGCACGAACCCUGGUAAACACACCGUCCACACUGUGCACACCCAUGUAGGCCAAACCAUCCCCCAACCACUCCCCCUCACCACCACAACCCUCCACACACCAUGGCCCCCGCCCUCCAAAUCUCCAUCCCCACAACCUCCACCGCCACCCCGCCCAACAGCAAACCCUACACCCAAUACCACGUCACCCUGCAACUGCCCCUACGCAAACACGAAGUGCGCAAACGCUACACCGACUUCCUCCACCUCCACGAAGCCCUCAUAUCGCAAACCAGCCAACCCCCACCCGCGCCUUUACCCGCCAAAUCCUGGCUCCGACGCACCGUCAACAACGACGCCUUGACCGCAGAACGGCGACAAGCGCUGGAGAAGUACCUCCGCGCCAUCAUCGAGUCGGACGACGGUCGAUGGCGAAGUAGCAGCGCAUGGCGGACCUUCCUCAACCUGCCCAGCGGGACGAGCACGGUUGGCGCGGACGGGAAACUUAAUGCUGGUGGUGGAGGCGGGGGCGGCAUCACAGAUCCCACGCAAUGGCUGGAAACGCACCGGGACCUGAAAUCGCAGAUCCAGUCCGCACGGCAGAAACUCAAACAGCGCGAAGCCGCGACCACCGCGGCGGAACAACACUCCCUCUCCGCGGAAGCGAAGGCCGGGCUCGUGCGCGCGGCCACGACGAUCGCGCAGUUGGAGGAGGGAUUGCGGGGGCUGGGCAAAACGAGCGAGGAAGCGGGCUGGGGUGGCGGUGGGAGCAAACGGCUGGGCGAGGGCGAGGUGAGGCGGAGGAAGGAUUUACUCGGGGCGGCGAGGAAGGAGGUGGAGGGGUUGGAGGGGUUGCUGAGGAGUAUGGCGACUUCUGCUGGCAAGGCGGCGAACGGGGGGACUUCUUCGUCAUCUGGCGGACCGGGCUCGGGAGGGGCGGUGGCAUCCACGGCCGAUAAAGAAGCGCUGUGGCGCGGUCACGGCCCCGCAAAACCCAGCGGUCGCGUGUUGGGGGCUCCGCUGAAGGAGACGGAGCGGACGCGGGAGUUGGAUAAUGGAGGGGUGUUACAGUUGCAGCAACAGAUCAUGCAGGAGCAGGAGGAAGACGUGCUGAGUCUGGGCAAGACGGUGGCGAGGCUCAAGGAUAUGGGGAUCAUGAUUAAUGAGGAGUUGACGAUCCAGAAUGAGAUGUUGGGCUUGCUGGAGGGGGAUGUGGGGAGGGUGCAGGGGAAGGUGGAUGUGGCGCGGAAGCGGAUUGGGAAGAUUAGUUGA
Molecule: messenger RNA, 1372 nt
Organism: Baudoinia panamericana UAMH 10762
Lineage: Eukaryota; Fungi; Ascomycota; Dothideomycetes; Mycosphaerellales; Teratosphaeriaceae
Exons: 2
Coding region: 224-1372 (382 amino acids)
Molecular function (GO): phosphatidylinositol binding
Source: RefSeq, a predicted model, not a curated record